AUGGCGGCACUAUCACCGUCGCAAGGACGCCAACGAUCAUGUAUCUCCUCUAUUGUGAGUCACCGAAGGUCACACCAACCUGCCAACAGUCCUUAUCCGGCCGUCCCACCGCCGGGUCCGCACACGAGCGGUGGUAGGAAUAUGGCUUCCCGGUGGAUCUAUGUUGCACUGGUAGCACUGGUUGCAAUCACACUGCACGGAGUUGACGCGUCACCGAACGCAACCAUCGCUAAUGGAAGCGUUAAUGGGCGGGUUUCGGAACGGCAUAGUUACAACGUUAGCAGCGAUGAUCUAAUUACGCCGUAUGAGAUCAACGCCGGUUUGCUGGAGUACGCGGCCGGACCGCUGCCGUUGGCGGCGAUAGAUGCAGCGAAACCGAAGCGAGACAAUGCACGGCCGGCCGCUAUCUACAUGAACGAAUUUGCUGUGUAUAUUCCACGGGGUGUUGACGUUGCCGACUCCAUCGCACACAAGUACGGCUUCAGCAAUAUGGGACAGAUUGGUCCCCUGAAGGGUUACUAUCUGUUUCAUCACAAUCACGUGCGCAAACGUUCGAUAGACCGUAGCGAAGUUCAUCACAAUGCUCUUAAUACCGAGCCCGAGGUGCGAUGGGUGCAACAGCAGCAUGAAAAGCCACGAUACAAGCGUGACUAUAGCACGUUCGAUCAGGACUUUGUGCGAUUUCCGGGCUUCCGUUCACUGGUGUCCGGUACGAGGAUGGCCUAUCGUGACACGAGCACCCACAACAUCUUCCCCGAUCCGCUGUUCAAAGAACAGUGGUACCUGGUGAGUGCCAACGGUGGCGCCAAGGAUGGACCGGACAUGAACGUUGGACCGGCCUGGCAGAAGGGUUACACAGGCAAGGGUGUCGUCGUGUCAAUUCUCGACGACGGCAUCCAGCGCAACCAUCCGGAUCUGGCUCUCAACUACGAUCCGGACGCAUCGUAUGAUAUUAACGGCAACGAUUCGGACCCGAUGCCGCGCGAUAACGGUGACAACAAGCAUGGAACGCGCUGUGCUGGCGAGGUAGCGGCCGUCGCCUUCAACCAGUACUGUGGUGUUGGUGUGGCGUAUAACGCAAGCAUUGGUGGUGUACGCAUGUUGGACGGUACGGUAAACGAUGCGGUAGAGGCGAAAGCACUCGGUUUGAACCCGGACCACAUCGACAUCUACAGUGCCUCAUGGGGCCCGGAAGAUGACGGUUCAACGGUGGACGGGCCGGGGCCGUUGGCACGGCGUGCCUUCAUCUUUGGCGUCACCAGCGGCAGACAGGGUAAAGGGUCGAUAUUCAUCUGGGCCUCUGGUAACGGUGGACGUUACACCGACAGCUGCAACUGCGACGGUUACACCAACUCCAUUUUCACCCUCUCAAUCUCCAGCGCCACUCAGGGCGGCUAUAAACCGUGGUAUCUGGAGGAAUGUUCGUCUACGCUAGCAACCACGUACAGUUCGGGUACGCCCGGGCAUGACAAGAGUGUUGCCACCGUCGAUAUGGAUGGAUCGUUGCGUCCUGAUCGGAUCUGCACGGUAGAACACACGGGAACGUCGGCCUCAGCACCAUUGGCUGCCGGUAUAGCCGCACUUGCACUUGAAGCCAACCCGUCCCUGACCUGGCGUGACAUGCAAUAUCUCGUCGUGUUGACGUCGCGCUCCGAUCCGCUCGAGAAAGAACCGGGUUGGAUACUGAACGGUGUAAAGCGCAAGGUAAGCCACAAAUUUGGCUACGGCUUGAUGGAUGCUGGAGCCAUGGUAAGUCUGGCCGAGCAGUGGACCGCCGUACCUUCGCAGCACAUCUGUAAAUCACGCGAGAUCAACGAAGAUCGUCCGAUCGAGGUGUCCGUCGGCUACACGCUCCAAACGCACAUGGAUGUGAACGGGUGUGCCGGCACGGUGAACGAGGUACGCUACCUCGAGCAUGUACAGUGUAAGAUCACACUGCGGUUUUUCCCACGUGGAAACCUGCGUAUCCUACUCACCUCGCCGAUGGGUACCACCUCGACGCUACUGUUCGAGCGACCGCGUGACAUUACCAAGUCCAACUUCGAUGAUUGGCCGUUCCUGAGCGUACAUUUCUGGGGUGAACGGGCGGAAGGCCGCUGGACGCUGCAGAUCCUGAACGGAGGACCACGCCGAGUCAGCCAGCCUGGCAUUCUGUCCAAAUGGCAGCUCAUCUUCUAUGGCACCCAAACCAACCCGAUCCGGCUGAAGUCGGAAGGCACGCGCACCGGAGCGGCUGGUUACUCCGGUUUGAAUCCGUUUGUGUUUCCCACCGAAACGGAUAUCAACCAGCAGGCGGGUUCGCUUGGUGGAGCCGGUGCAGCCUACUAUCAGUCCGAUCUUUACAACAACUUCAUGAACUAUCCGAACCUGUUCAGCGCGGCCGGAAGUGGGAUCGAUAAGACGGUGGCAACGCUGAACGGUCACAACAUUCCGACGGCACAGCGUGAGAACGUGAUGGCCGAUUCGAACAACAAGCUUGUAGUGUUGCACGACUGUGACCCGGAGUGUGAUCAGCAGGGAUGCUAUGGCAAGGGCCCAACGCAGUGUGUUGCCUGUAAACAUUAUCGAUUGGACAACACCUGCGUUAGUCGGUGUCCUCCAAGAAGCUUCCCGAACCAGGGAGGUGUCUGCUGGCCCUGUCACGAGUCGUGCGAAACGUGUGCCGGCGCCGGCCAGGACAGCUGUUUGACGUGCGCCCCUGCUCAUCUGUACGUUACCGACCUGGCCGUCUGCCUACAGGUCUGCCCGGAGGGAUACUACGAAAAUUACGAUAAUCGAACAUGUGUGCCGUGUGAAGCAAACUGUGCCUCCUGCCAGGAUCGGCCCGAUUACUGUACAAGCUGUGAUCAUCAUUUAGUUAUGCAUGAGCACCGCUGUUAUGCCGCCUGCCCGAAGAACACUUACGAAACGGAAGAUUACAACUGCGCCGAUUGUCAUCAGUCCUGUGCCACCUGCAACGGAUCAUCGGAGAGCCAAUGCAUCCUGUGUCGGGCCGGCCGGUUCGCGCACGAAGGCCGCUGCCUGAACGCCUGUCCGGACGGUUACUACGGGGACAAAAAGCGCCACGAAUGUAUUGCCUGCCCGCAUGGCUGUGCCACCUGUGGAAAUGGGGCCGUUUGUCUGACCUGCCACGACAACUGGACCAUGAACCGGAAGGGGAAAUGCAUCGCCAACGGUAACAACAACUGUGACGAAUCGGAGUACUUUGAAAACGGCCACUGCCAUCCGUGCCACUCGACGUGUGAAACUUGUACCGGACCGACCGAGAACGAAUGUUUGACCUGUGCCUCGAACCUGCUGCUACAGGGCCAACGUUGCGUCAACGUGUGUGACGAGGGCUACUACAUGGAGGUGGGUGUGUGUGCCAAGUGUCUGCACACCUGCACCCAGUGUGUCUCGCGCAUGAACUGUACCGCAUGCAUGAAGGGAUUGCAGCUGCAGAGCGGAGAGUGUCGCACUACGUGUGCCGAUGGCUACUACAGUGACCGUGGAACGUGUGCCAAAUGCUACCUUAGCUGCCACACGUGCAGCGGUCCCCGGCGAAACCAGUGCGUCCAGUGUCCGGCAGGAUGGCAAUUGGCCGGAGGUGAAUGCUUCCCGGAAUGUCCGGAAGGAUUCUUCAAGACGAACUUCGGUUGCCAACGUUGCCAUCAUUAUUGCAAGACUUGCAACGGCGCUGGUCCGCUAGCCUGUACGUCCUGUCCAGCGCACAGCAUGCUGCAAAACGGACUGUGCAUCGAUUGUCUCGCCUCGCAGUACUACGAUCCACCGACGCAAACAUGCAAAACGUGCCACGAGUCGUGCCGAACGUGCAGCGGUCCUGGUCAGUUCUCCUGUGUCACCUGCCCCUUCCCACUGCACCUUGAUCGACUCAACCAUCAAUGUGUGCCUUGCUGUGCGGCGGACGCAUCGCCCGACGAUCAAAGCUGCUGCCACUGUGACAAAGCGACCGGUGGCUGUAUCAACGCAUCGCCCGCCGGCAAACGACGCAUCGGUGCCGAGCAACAGUUGCUGCAGUUCGGCGAGGAGAGCAACAGUGGUGCGGCAAAUAUUCCCGGCGAGGGCGCAGAAACCGGCCAGUCCCGCCGGGCCUGGCAGCAGUUCCUAACAAGCACGUCCACGUCGACGCUGAUGGUGGUCGCCGUGUCCGGCUGCCUGCUAAUUGUUACCCUGUUUGUAGUGAUAUUUACUGUUUUACAGAAGCGUAGCCAAACGAUGUACACUGGAAUUAAGUAUAAUAAAUUAGGCAAGAAACCACCGUCGGGCGGUAGCCGAACCACGAGGAUAUCGAUACCGGCCGAUGGCGAUGAUUUACUGGAACCAAUUGUAAAUAAUGGCGACGAAGAGGACGAGGAGGACGACGACGAAGAAGAGUAUGAUGACGAUGCGUACGGCAGUACCGAAACGGCCGGCCGAUCGGUCGACGAGGAGGAGGAGGAAGACGAGGACGCGCAGCAGCUACAACGUGGGGGACGUUUUGACAGCCGGAGGUCAACCGCAGCACUGGCGCCGACCAGCGCCGCACGAGGGAAAAGGACGUUCCGGUAUGCGACUACCGCACGGACCUAG
Molecule: messenger RNA, 4569 nt
Organism: Anopheles marshallii
Lineage: Eukaryota; Metazoa; Arthropoda; Insecta; Diptera; Culicidae
Gene: Fur2
Product: furin-like protease 2
Exons: 15
Coding region: 1-4569 (1522 amino acids)
Biological process (GO): protein processing
Cellular component (GO): trans-Golgi network; Golgi membrane
Molecular function (GO): serine-type endopeptidase activity
Source: RefSeq, a predicted model, not a curated record